Molecule: messenger RNA, 1150 nt
Organism: Chara braunii
Lineage: Eukaryota; Viridiplantae; Streptophyta; Charophyceae; Charales; Characeae
Source: the annotation of a GenBank genome assembly
GUCAGAUACUUCUCAGAAAAAUCCUAGUAUGAGUAUGCCUUAAAUUGAGGUUAUGACCGGGUCGUGAUGCUCUGGUGGCAUGUCUGGAAAUUGCGCAGGAAUUACCCGGAAGCAAUUGGAUGGUAUGAGAGGGCUCUCGCACUUAGCCCCAGAGGCGCUAGCACGUACGCAGCGCUGGGAUUCACACAUCAUCUGCAGCACAAUCUGAGUCAGGCGAUCGAUUAUUAUCAUAAGGCUCUCGGUCUGAAGUCAGAUGACCUUUUCACGGCGGAAAUGCUCACAGUUGCACUAUCGGAAGAGUGCUUAAGCUACUCCCAGAGCGGAUCCGCUGCCAAUGACAAGGCACCGGAAAUAACGAAGCUCAAGGCACAAGUUGAGGCGUUGAAUCGUGGUAAAGAUGUAGCCAGUACAUCAGCCACGGUGUCUAGACCUGUCACGGAGUCCGAAGAGAUCGCCCGAUUGAGGCGCGAGCAGGUUGAGGUGAGGACUGCUAUGGACAAACGCUUGGCAUCCAUGGAGGAAGUUAUUUUCGCGUUGCAGAAGCAAUGUGAGGUCGUCGAGGCAAACGCCGAAGUAUGGAGAAUCGAGGCCAUGCGUCCGGGUAAUAAGCGAGGCAGUAUUGCUAUCGGCCAAACUCCGAUUUCGGAAGCAAGGGUUCGAACGCGGGUCACGCCCGCCGCUUCGCCAGGCCCCACGGGCAGGGUCAACGCACAACUGAAAGAAAUGGUGGAGCGGCACCAGAGAGAAGUUGACCUGCUCAAAGAGAUGCGACUUCGCGAGGUGAACGCUCGCAAAGAAUCCAAGGAGGUUGAGAAGCUGAAGAAGGAAGCAAUGGUGAGGUUGGAAACGGGUAGGAAGACGGGUGGAACUAAUCUUAAGUCCAGGCUAGAUGACGUGGUUGGUUCAUCUGCCAAGAAAGACAAAGGGAAGUGUGUGGUUACUCCUGUUACUUUGGAGGGUGUCGGUUACACGAAGUUGGAAGAAGCGAAGGAGGCAAUUGCCCAGUCACGUACGGAUAGGGCUAUGCAAGAGGACGACCAAGACAAGGAGCCGGAUAAGAACAAGUCAGUGGUGGAGCGAACGGACGACCAGGGGGAAGACUCAGUCAAGGCAUGACUCCGUUUCUUCUUAGGGUCAUGCCCGGACGCGG